This is a messenger RNA of Nicrophorus vespilloides, 959 nucleotides long. Its product is annotated as 60S ribosomal protein L19-like. The transcript has a single exon. The record is from RefSeq and is a predicted model, not a curated record. Gene Ontology annotation, biological process: translation. Gene Ontology annotation, molecular function: structural constituent of ribosome; RNA binding. Gene Ontology annotation, cellular component: cytosolic large ribosomal subunit; ribosome. Lineage: Eukaryota; Metazoa; Arthropoda; Insecta; Coleoptera; Silphidae. The coding region runs from base 167 to 826 and encodes 219 amino acids.
UGUUAUAAUAAGUUUUGUAAUAUGAGUAUUCAUUGUUGAUACAUUCGAACAGGGAUAUUAAAUUUUGUUUUAAUAAGGGGUAUUGGAUUACAAAAAAAAACAAAAGCUGAUAGUUGUUGAUUUUGUUGCUAACAGUUGUUAAGCGAGUAUUAUUUUGAAGAGAGUUAUGAGUAAUUUGCGACUGCAGAAGAGAUUGGCGGCUUCCAUUAAGGGUUGCGGUAAGCGCAAGAUAUGGAUGGAUCCGAACGAGUGCUUUGCUAUUGCCGAGGCUAAUACUCGUCUGGGGGUGCGGAGAUUGCUGAACGAUGGGUACAUCAUAAUGAAGCCUAACGCGAUGCACUCCAAGUACAGAGUCCGAAAGACCAAAAGGGCCCGACAAUUGGGAAGACACAGCGGCUUCGGUAAGCGCAAAGGGACCGCAAACGCGAGGACCAAUACGAAGAGGACAUGGACGGUUCGCACGCAAAUUCUGCGACGCCUGCUGCGAAAGUACAGACAGGCCAAGAAAAUUGACAAGCAUUUCCACAGCCAGCUCUAUAUGAAAGUGAAGGGAAAUCAUUUCAAGAACAAGCGCGUCUUGAUCGAGUACAUUUUCAAGAAGAAGGCGAACAUGGCUAGGACCAAGUUGCUUGCUGACCAGGCGGAGGCCCGCAGGACCAGAGCUCGCGAAGCACGACACAGGAGGAUGCUGCGUAUCGCCAUGAGGAAGAAGGAGCUGGCUUCGGAGGACAAGAAGGAGGAGGUGGUUGCUGUGCCGGAGGGUGGAGAUACCAGUGCUCCGGAAGAUAUGACCAACGUAACUGGUAGGAAGAAAAAAAAUAAGUAGUGUUAAUUUUUUUUCAAAAUGUUAUGUAUUUGUUUAAAUGUAGAAAAUUUGCUUUGGGUUUAUGUUCAUAAACAAGAUUAGUAUGUGGGAGUAGGGAAGUUUACAUUAGACUAGGUACGAAAUUUACGAAAAA